UUUCAAAAUCUCUCUGCUCUUUUGGUCUUGUGAUUAUGGCUCUUACUAGUCCAAAGAAGAGUCACAUCCCAUACAGAGAUUCUAAACUAACUUAUCUGUUACAAGAUUCCCUUGGUGGAUCUUCCUUCACAUUAGUCAUUGGCUGAAUCAGUCAAACCAAUGUUGAAGAAGGACUUUCAACACUCAGAUAUUUGAGCCGAAUUGGCACGGUGGUUAACCACCCUAAGGUAACAAGAUAAAAUCUCUACUUUGCAUUAUUGAGAGAACCAAGAGUG
Moneuplotes crassus is the source of this 275-nucleotide messenger RNA. NCBI's taxonomy places the organism in Eukaryota, Ciliophora, Spirotrichea, Euplotida, Euplotidae. The record is from the annotation of a GenBank genome assembly.